This is a messenger RNA of Oreochromis niloticus (Nile tilapia), 1483 nucleotides long. RefSeq names its product uncoupling protein 1 (gene ucp1). Gene Ontology annotation, biological process: transmembrane transport. NCBI's taxonomy places the organism in Eukaryota, Metazoa, Chordata, Actinopteri, Cichliformes, Cichlidae. The record is from RefSeq and is a predicted model, not a curated record. The coding region runs from base 172 to 1092 and encodes 306 amino acids. The transcript has 7 exons.
AAAACGCCAGCCAGAAAACAUAAAUCCACAGCAAAUGAUGAGUCUUUCCUUCCAGUUGAGUGGGGCCCGGUGUGGAUUUUAAUCUGACCAAUCACAUCCCGCUUGGUACCAAAAAACCCACCCGUGGAUCAAAAGAAAAUUUCAAUUUCGGACCACAAUCCAGUAGGAAACAUGGUAGGACUUAAACCCUCAGACAUUCCUCCUCCUUUGGGUGUGAAGAUGGCGAGUGCUGGAGCAGCAGCCUGUAUAGCCGAUAUGGUCACAUUCCCUCUGGACACGGCCAAAGUCAGACUACAGAUUCAAGGAGAGAAGAAGGCAGUCGGGGGCAUCCGAUACAGAGGGGUGUUUGGGACCAUCAGCACCAUGAUCCGAACAGAAGGGCCCAAGUCUCUGUACAAUGGUCUGGUGGCUGGGCUGCAGAGACAGCUGUGCUUUGCCUCCGUCAGAAUCGGCCUCUAUGACAACGUUAAAAAUUUCUACACUGGUGGCAAAGACAACCCUAGUGUACUGGUACGUAUCCUGGCUGGCUGCACCACAGGCGCCAUGGCGGUGUCCUUUGCGCAGCCCACCGACGUGGUCAAGGUUCGAUUCCAAGCCCAGAUGAAUCUGGACGGAGUGGCCCGCCGCUACAGCAGCACCAUGCAGGCUUACAGACACAUCUUCCAACACGAGGGUGUGCGUGGGCUCUGGAAAGGAACAUUACCCAACAUCACAAGAAACGCCCUGGUAAACUGCACAGAGCUGGUUACAUACGACCUGAUAAAGGAGGCCAUCCUUAGACACAAGCUGUUGUCAGACAAUCUGCCAUGCCACUUUGUGUCUGCGUUUGGCGCCGGCUUCGUUACCACAGUGAUCGCCUCCCCGGUAGACGUGGUAAAGACCAGAUACAUGAACUCACCACCGGGCCAGUAUAAGAGCGCCAUUAACUGUGCCUGGACCAUGUUAACUAAAGAGGGGCCAACAGCAUUCUACAAAGGAUUCGUGCCCUCGUUCCUGAGGUUGGGAUCGUGGAACAUCGUGAUGUUCGUCUCCUUCGAACAAAUCAAAAGAGCCAUGAUGGUCACAAAGCAGAGGAUCGAAGUGGUUAACUGAGAUUCCUCAGUCAAAGUUUGACUGUAAUACCUGAACCACCACCGGGCUGGCACCUGAAUGAGGAAACCCUAGUAACAGUAAUUUCUUGUGUUAGCCUUAUUCAACAAAUCCACUGUCCUGUGGUGAGAAAGGCGGAAAUCCUUUGUUGAAAAAGGAUCGCCUCCUGAAAAAGUAUUGUAUUUAUGUGCAUGAGGACACACAGACUUCUUUUAUAUUUAUAAUUUGCCACAGUGAGCCCAUUCCAGAUGCCAUGGAAGGGAAUAUUACAGAAACAUGCCAAGUUUGCACUGAGCCUUGUAUGACUAAACCUGUCAAUUUUAUACGUUAGCUAGCUUAAAGCAGUGUGCCUUUACACUGAACGACUGGUACCCAUAAUAAAGCAUAAAAGGAU